AUGGGCUCGUUCAGGGCGGAGUCGGCUGCUUGGUGGCGGCAGGGUAAUAUCGACGGCCAUGGCCUCGCCUUUCGGCAGUCGACUUCUCCCGCUGCCAUGCCUACUUUCUGGGUAUCCAUCCUGCCGCGUCACCCUCGGCCCGACCAAGUCGGAUGUAUCAUUCACACGCUGGAUCAAUCCCAAAAGGGGAGGAGGGUGGUGGGGAUGGGACACCUGGACGAUGCCGCCUAA
Molecule: messenger RNA, 231 nt
Organism: Gaeumannomyces tritici R3-111a-1
Lineage: Eukaryota; Fungi; Ascomycota; Sordariomycetes; Magnaporthales; Magnaporthaceae
Exons: 1
Coding region: 1-231 (76 amino acids)
Source: RefSeq, a predicted model, not a curated record